This is a messenger RNA of Drosophila sechellia, 2998 nucleotides long. RefSeq names its product glycine receptor subunit alpha alkaliphile (gene alka). Lineage: Eukaryota; Metazoa; Arthropoda; Insecta; Diptera; Drosophilidae. Gene Ontology annotation, cellular component: membrane. Gene Ontology annotation, molecular function: transmembrane signaling receptor activity; extracellular ligand-gated monoatomic ion channel activity. The coding region runs from base 309 to 1769 and encodes 486 amino acids. The transcript is spliced from 11 exons. Gene Ontology annotation, biological process: monoatomic ion transmembrane transport. The record is from RefSeq and is a predicted model, not a curated record.
AGCUCGGCUCUUGUUUAUUCGAGUUCCGAACGGCAGCCGAGUCGGAGGGUAAACCUUGCGGAUUAACUUAGCCCCAACCAGGACCCCGUCUAUAUAUACGAUCUAUGCUCUCCCUAUAUAUAUAUAUCUUUUGUUCAGUGUUUGUGUCGUGCAAAAAAAGAAAAUAAAGUAAGAAACAGCCAGAGAGCCAAGUAAAUCCAAAAUCAAAACAAAAUAAACCGAAUUAUGAUAUUCCCACGUCGGUGUAAAGUGAGAUGAUUUGAGGUCUGUGUGUUACAAAUCCUUUCCCGUGCCGUCGCCCCAACAUCAUGCUCGACAAAUUCAACAUAAACGCAUUCAUAUCGUUUGGACUGGGAUUCAUACUGAUGUGGCUGAGCGAAGCCACGGAAGCCCACAUGAACUACACAGCCAAGCCGCGAGUAGUUCUUCCGCCUAAUUAUGUCAAGGAAAUACGACCGCCCUCGAAGAAGGGCUCACCAGUGAUAGUAGACUUUAGCAUAUUCGUUGUAGAUAUUAACUCAAUUAACGUAGAGGAUAUGGACUUUAGCGAUACUGUGUACAUUUUCAGAGUAGACAUGUUUAUACAUCAGCGCUGGCUGGAGUCGCGCCUGGAGAUCCCAGAUGACAUAUUCGAGGAGGGCGACGACUACGUGACGCUGCUUCCAGAGGUCUUUGAGAAUUUUUGGCAGCCGGAUCCGUACUUUCUUAAUUCCAAAAUUGCCGGAUACGGAAGUCCAUAUGUUGCGUCCACCUCCCUGCUACGCAAUAAGGGUGAAAGAGAUUCGAAAAACUUUCAUCUAGACAAAGAUAUAAAAAUAGCGACACUGACCCACAAGUUCACGUCGGUGACGCUCUACAAGAACAAGACGGUGCGCUAUGCGGCGCGGAUGCACGCGAUCAUCGCCUGCCAGAUGGAGUUCCAGCUGUACCCCAUGGACAUCCAGGUGUGUCCCAUCUACAUCGAGAGCUUCUCGUCGAACAAUCAGAAGGUUAAGCUGCGCUGGUCGGACUCAGGGGUGACCCUCAAUCCGGAACUGAAGCUGCUGCAGUACAAUCUGGGCCAGCCGCUGGAACUGGAGGAGAGCGACGGCUACAUGCCGGAGAAGGUGGGCAACUUCUCCCGCCUCACCGUGUACUUCCGCUUCGAGCGCCAGAUUGGCCACCACCUCAUCCAGACCUUUGCCCCCUCAUCGCUGGUGGUGAUGCUGUCCUGGUUCAGCUUCUGGCUGGGACUGGACGCCAUUCCGGGGCGCGUAACGCUCCUGGUGACCUGCAUGCUGACCCUGGUGACCAUGUUUACGGGCGCCGACAUUCCGCCAGUGGCUUACGUAAAGGCACUGGACCUCUGGAUGGCCGGGUGCAUGCUGUCCGUGUUCGCCGCGCUGGCUGAGUUCGUGGUGGUGAAAGUGCUGGACGUGCAGUACCAGUACCAGGUGAACCGCAUACCCAAGGUACUGCCCAUGCGCAUCAGCAACAUGGAGAAGGGUCAGUGUGCGACGGUGGCCAGUUGGGAGGGCGGAGCUGUGCGGUCGCGGAAGGCCACUCAGACGCCCACGACACCGGGCCAGACAUCGCUCCAGGGAAACGGCGGACCGCCCAAGCCAGCAAGACGUCAAAGUCUACUUUCCGUGGCGUGGACGGAUACGGAUACCGGCGUGGAGAAGAUCAUGUGGCGGGAGAUCGACAAGGUGUCCCGCGCCGUAUUCCCCAUCCUCUUCUUUGUGUUUGUGCUCCUGUACUGGCCGAUACUGCUGAUGAAGUCGUCCUAGGAUUUGGGGAGCUCCAGACUGCACAUGUCUGGACUCCGUUAAAAAGUCGAACAAACGCGAAUAUGCUGAUGAAACUGCAACUGGACUGGAUUUGAAUAUGCACACUUCAAGUGCAAUGUCAGUGAUGCUAGAUAUUUGGAUCGGAAUAUCUGGAAACCGAGAGCUCUAUGCUGCACGUCAUCAAAGUACAAGAAACCACAAGGAAAGUCUACAGUUACCUAAAUACAUCCAUCGGGUACAUCGAAAUGCCAGUACUGAGUGUUACGGACUACUUGCUCACAAGGAAUAUAUAUUGUUCAUUUGAGUAUAUGCUUUGUACAGAUCCAAACAAUAAUGAUAUGUCCCCCAAAUUAUUUCAAAUCUAUGCCUCAAUCGCAGAACUAAACACGUAUGUAACUCUUUCGGCAGGACACCGCGCACUCCCACAGGAUGGAAUGCUUCGCUACUCAACUAUAUUAGCCAUGAUCCCACGAGGAUAACCCAAAUUUGAGUUUAGUUCUGCCUUAUGCAUAUAUAUGUACACCGGAUAUGAAAGAAACGUAUAUCACUGUGCUAGUGACAAUACCCAGAGUCGAAAGGGUUGUCCCUACUUUCAAAGUAUACCCUCUAUUACAAUUGCGAGCUACACGCAUAAAUCAUUUUCGGGCAAACGAUUUGAAUUGAACUUUUGUAUUAGGCUUAAGCAAAUCAGCCAAGUUAUGGAAUUGGUGCUUUACGGAGAUAAUAAUACAAUGGCCUCAAAGGAUAUUUGGAUUGUAAAUAACGAAACGAACAGUGAAUGCUUUUAGAGAUUUUUACAUAUUUAGAAUUAUUUAUCCAUUAUAGCGCAUUUUAAUGCAAACAUUAGAGCUGUGGCUUUUACAUCUAAUACUAAAAUCGACCUGUAGUUCAAACAGCGCACAUCAGGCAGAAUUUUUGAAACUAUAAACAUAUAUAUAUAUAUAUAUAUAUAUAUAUUUGUUAAGCUAAAUCGAGUUUAUAUUUGAUAUGGAAAUACAAACACAAUGUAAAUACAUUACAUCACUACUAUAUAUAUUACAUGCAUAUAUUUAUCUAGGGUUGUAACUGCUAUACCAAGUUAAGUUUAUAUAAAUAUCUGUAUUCUUUCCAUUUUUAAGUUAUGUUGUUCACUCAGCUCAUCGUAGUUCAGUGAACCCUCUAACAAUGUUAUCGAAAAGCUUUAAAUUUAUUCUUAAUAAAAGACAAGGCGCGUACAUCUAUCAAACAAA